AUGCAGAAUUUUAUUCUUUAUAUUUUUAUCGUUUUGUAUUGUACAUCAUCUUUAUUAUCAAUUACUCUAAGUCCAUGUGCAAAGUGGAAUAUUACAGCUACCACACUUGCUGGUGGUGGUCUUCCAGGUCAUAAUGCUAGUCAACUUAAUUAUCCUGAUGGUAUUUUUAUUCAUGAAAAAUUGAAACGAUUGUAUAUUUCGGAUUCGUUAAAUAAUCGUGUUCAAGUGUUUCCACUAGAUCAAUCGACAGUAAUAGGUUUAACUGUUAUACCUCACGUAAACACAUGUACUAAAAUUUAUGUUGGAAGUAAUAAUGGCAAUCGUGUCGGAAAAUGGACAAAAGAUUCUACUCAAGGCGCACAAGUAGGCAGCUCUUGCCGUGGUUGUACAGGAGUUUGGUUAGAUCAAGAUAAAAAUGUGUAUAUAUCAGACCAUAAGAGACAUUGUAUAUAUAAAUGGUCACCUUUAACAAAUAUUUCUACAAUAGUUGCCGGUGAAUUAGAUAUGUCUGGGCCAAGAGAAGAUCAUUUAACAGAACCUCGAGGCAUUAUGAUUGGUCAAAUAACUGAUGCAGUGUAUAUAGCCGAUGUAGGAAACCAUCGCAUACAAAAAUGGCCUAAAAACUCUUUAGAAGGUGUUACUGUAGCUGGAUCAAGUGAUGGUACACCAGGCUCUGAUAGCUCAUCUCUAAAUAGUCCACAUGGUCUAUUUGUUGAUGAAGAAACAAAAAUUGUAUAUGUAGCUGAUACAUCGAAUCAUAGAAUUGUACGUUGGCAACAUGGUGAAACUGAAGGUGAUACUAUUGCUGGUGGAAAUGGGAGGGGUAAAGCAAGUAAUCAACUUCACGAUCCAUUUGAUUUAAGUUUUGAUAAUAAUGGAAAUCUUUUUGUAAGUGAUAGUAACAAUCAUCGUGUCCAAUUCUUUAAUUUGAUUGAUAAUCGUCCUUGCCAUGCACCAUCACCAUCCACAACAAUAUCACCAUCAACAACAACAAUUUCAGCAAAUUCCUCAAUACAUAAGUAA
This is a messenger RNA of Adineta steineri, 1023 nucleotides long. The record is from the annotation of a GenBank genome assembly. Lineage: Eukaryota; Metazoa; Rotifera; Eurotatoria; Adinetida; Adinetidae.